This is a messenger RNA of Argiope bruennichi, 1695 nucleotides long. RefSeq lists its product as uncharacterized. The coding region runs from base 1 to 1695 and encodes 564 amino acids. The record is from RefSeq and is a predicted model, not a curated record. NCBI's taxonomy places the organism in Eukaryota, Metazoa, Arthropoda, Arachnida, Araneae, Araneidae. The transcript has a single exon.
AUGCCAAUAAAGGAGAAUCCCCCUGUGUUAGGUGAAUCAAAACAAAUAGCGCGAAAUCGUCUAGACAGUUUAAUUAAAAGGCUAAACAAAAACCCGCAAAUGAAAAGGCUCUAUUCUGAAUUCAUUGAGGAAUAUGCCGCUCUUGGUCACAUGGAAAGAGUAAUGGAAGAUGAAUUACCAGAAACUAAUUAUUUUUUACCUCAUCAUGGAGUCUACCGGGAAGGAUCUACAAGCACCCCUCUAAGAGUAGUCUUCAAUGCUAGCUCCCCUAGCUCUAAUGGAGUUUCAUUAAAUGAUUUAUUGGGUAAAGGUGAUGUUGUUGAGGACAUUUUUGAAUUAAUAUUAAGGUUCAGGACACACAAGUUUGCCUUUACAUUUGACAUUCAAAAGAUGUUUCGUCAGAUUUUAGUUGUGCCACAUCAAAGAGACUAUUUACGAAUUUUAUGGUUUGAUGAAAACUCUCAUCAAGAAGUAACAUUUAGAUUAAAAACUGUGACAUAUGGCACUUCAUGUGCACCUCAUCUUGCCAUACGCACCAUUAAACAAUUAGCUUUAGAUGAAGCGUCGGACUUUCCGUUAGCAUCGGAAAUGGUUUUACGCGACCUUUACAUGGAUGAUGGGAUUACAGGUGCCCCGGAUAUCCAAACUGCUCAAAUUCUACAACAACAGCUGAUAAAAAUGUUCUCAAGAGCAGGAAUGUCUUUACAUAAAUGGACUUCAAACUCACAGGAACUUUUAAAUAGUUUUCCAACUUCUAAUCCUGAAAACACUUUUCCCAUAGAUGAGCAGGUCUCAAAGGCUCUUGGCAUGCAUUGGAAGCCUUUCGAGGAUUUAUUCAUAUUCACAGUCAAGUAUGAAAAUGAAUCUAUGCUCACGAAACGAACAGUUCUCUCAAUCAUUGCAAGACUCUACGACCCCUUGGGUCUGCUGGGACCAGUUAUCUCUAAAAUGAAGAUUUUUCUCCAAAAAUUGUGGUUGCAAAAACUUACAUUUGACGACCCUCUUCCUCCAGCCAUUGGUAAAGAGUGGAGUCAUUUAGUUCAAUCCCUUAGGGCUCUUGAGCUGGUAAAAAUCCCAAGAUGGAUUUUAAAUGAAAAUCCUGUAAAAUUAAUUCUUCAUUGUUUCUCAGACGCCAGUGAAGCCGCAUAUGGAGCAGUUAUUUAUCUACAGUGCAUCAGUGCCAAUGAUAUAGUCACAUCUAGACUUGUAUGCAGCAAAUCUCGAGUCUCCCCAUUAAAGACUGUCUCCAUUCCCAGAUUGGAACUUUGUGGAUGUCUUCUCGCCGCUCAACUAAAGGCCAAGGUUGAAAAAGCUUUACAUCUACAAAUUGAUAGCGCAGUGAUGUACACAGAUUCUACUAUUUCCCUAGCCUGGAUUCAAACACCACCACAUCGUCUCAAGACAUUUGUUGCAAAUAGAGUGGGGAAAAUACAACAACUGACGCAGAACAACAAAUGGCAGCAUGUUUCCUCCACUUUAAACCCCGCAGAUGUGAUAUCAAGAGGACUAGUUCCAGAACAACUGAUUGACAACUAUUUAUGGUGGAAUGGACCAACUUUCCUUCAAGAAUUACCUGUUUCUGUGAACUCUGCUGACCAACAAAUGAUUGAUGCAUCUCAGAAUUCAAUUUUUAUUGGAACUCAAGGGCAAUACCACUCACACCUUAAUGACUUUAAAUUCAGAUUUCCUUACUAA